This is a messenger RNA of Solanum dulcamara, 1738 nucleotides long. RefSeq lists its product as uncharacterized. The record is from RefSeq and is a predicted model, not a curated record. The coding region runs from base 163 to 1539 and encodes 458 amino acids. Lineage: Eukaryota; Viridiplantae; Streptophyta; Magnoliopsida; Solanales; Solanaceae. The transcript has a single exon.
UCAACUCAUUAUCCCGUAAAAGUUUUCACAAAUGUAAAUUCCUUGAACCUCAAUAUUUGAUUUUCAUGUCACCAAGAUUUCUAUAUUUAAACACUGCUACUCAUAUCACUUAGAUGUACUCAAAACCUUAGCUUAUUGAUUACUAACGAGAUUCCAAAGGAAAUGGGAAGAGGGAAACAGAUAUGUCAAGGUAAACAACACUAUAGUCAUCCACACAUGUUGAAACCAAUUGUCAAUCCAACUGAAACUUUCACUUGCAAUGCUUGUGAGCAACCAAACAUUGCUAGUAAUUUCUAUGGCUGCAAUACCUGCCAAUAUUUCCUCCAUGAAAAUUGCCUCAACGCUCCGCGUUUUCUUCAUCACUCAUCUCAUCUAUCCCACCACUUGACCCUUCUUCCAGUUCCAACUUACUCGAAUCGUUCUUAUACUUGCAAGGCUUGUGGCUCUGCUGGCAAUGGCUGUAGUUAUAGCUGUGCCUGUUGCGACUUCGAUAUCCAUAUGCACUGUGCCCUUUUGCCCCAAACUGUUGUCCUUUCCCAGGACCAUCAUCAUGAACUUGGCCUCAUUUUUGAAUCCCCUUUUGAUGACGAGGCUGACGAAAACACGGUUUUUGUUUGUGAUGUCUGUUACGACAAUGUAGAUCUUAAUAACUGGUUGUAUUAUUGUGCUGAUUGUGAUUUUGGCACACAUCUCGAAUGUGCCAUUUCCAAACCUGUCAGACAACAAGAACAGAAACAGAGGAAAACAGAGGAGGAACCAAUCAAGAUACAAGAAACCAAUCAAAAAGAAGAGGAAAACAGAGGAGUGACGGAUAAAGUGAGAAAAAUGAAGCAUUUUAGCCACUCCCAUGCUUUAGAACUCUCUGAAGUUCAACAAUCAAAUGAGAUAAUUUGCUCAGGCUGUGAGAAUAAACUUUGCGGCAUUGCUAAUUACAAAUGCACAAAAUCCAAUUGUGAAUUCACUCUUGACAAAUCGUGCUUCGAAUUGCCAAGAAAAAUACAACACAAUUCUCAUCCUAAUCACCCUCUCACUUUGUACCCUACUCCACCCGAACGACGACUCUAUUUUGGUUGCAAUGCUUGUGGCGAAGUACCAAAAUCCUUUGUCUACGAAUGUCUCGAAUGCAACUUUAGUCUCCAUGCCAAAUGUGCUACAUCUUGGCCUGAAAAUGUGGCUCGUGAGGAUCAUCAGCAUUCCCUUACACUACAAUAUCAAUGGCCAUUCCCUAUGGAACAUUCUGUGUAUAUCUAUUGCAACGUGUGCGAUGGACUUUGCAAUGAUAGCUUAUGGCUUUAUUAUUGUGCCGAGUGUAAAUUUGGCACGCACUUGAAAUGUGUGACGGUUAAAAAGGAAGUAGGUUCGAGCCUUGGGAAUGAAAAAGAACAUGUAAACGAAGGGAUGACUAAUGCAGAGAGAUUGAUGAUGGCGACGAUCGAACUUCAAGACCAUCAGGCAAGGAUGAAUUUUCAAUCCAAUAUGGCCCAUCAGAACACCCAUUUUAUGAACAAUUUGUUUGGUAGGUCUCAUCGUUAUUACUAAGGGUUCUUCUUCGGAAAAUAAAAUAAAAACUAUUUUCUUAUUAUAUGGUAUUGCCAUUGGAGAAAUCGUCUCUAGUUACAAGUUAAGCUGGUUAAUUAUUUUGGGAGUUGUUGCUUUUCCAUUCUAUAUAUCUCUGUGCUAUUUUCUUGUAUUUCAAUUUUAAUAUCAAUCAAUAAAAUAAGUCUCUUGUUUGUUCCAA